This is a messenger RNA of Podospora anserina S mat+, 2250 nucleotides long. RefSeq lists its product as uncharacterized. Lineage: Eukaryota; Fungi; Ascomycota; Sordariomycetes; Sordariales; Podosporaceae. Gene Ontology annotation, molecular function: alpha,alpha-trehalase activity; calcium ion binding. Gene Ontology annotation, cellular component: cytoplasm. The transcript is spliced from 4 exons. Gene Ontology annotation, biological process: trehalose catabolic process. The record is from RefSeq and is a predicted model, not a curated record. The coding region runs from base 1 to 2250 and encodes 749 amino acids.
AUGCCCAUCAUCCCGACCACAGAGAUUACACCACCUGCCCCGCCACCGGGCCCUCCCCGAAGCCGGGGCUCGACCGACGAGGGCGUUUUCGACGAUGCCAGGACCUACUACACCGCCGAUGAGCGCCAUCUGAACACCCGGGCGGGUGCCAGAACCCGCACCUACUCCCAGAACAGCUUGUUCAAGCAAAUGGAGCGGAUGGGCCUGAAGGAGCCUUACCGGAGAGGCAGUCAUGACGAAUCCACCAUUCCACAUUCUCGUCGAUUCCUUAUUCAAGUCGAACCUACUCUACAGAGCUUGCAGUCACAGGAGGAUACCGAUGGGAACAUGCAAAUCACCAUUGAGGACAAUGGUCCCAAGGUUCUUACACUCCGCACUGCGGCGUCUAAUGGGCACAACAGAUUCGAUAUUCGAGGUACAUACAUGUUGUCCAACCUGCUCCAGGAGCUCUCUCUCGCCAAGGAGUACGGCCGCAAGCAGAUUAUCCUCGAUGAGGCCCGCCUGAACGAGAACCCUGUCAACCGUCUUUCGCGAAUGAUUCGUGAUCACUUUUGGGAGGGACUCACUCGCCGCAUUGAUGCCUCCAGCAUUGAGAUUGCGGCGCGGGAUCCCAAGGACUGGACAGACGACCCGAGGCCACGCAUCUACGUUCCCCGGGGCGCUCCUGAGCAAUACGAAUACUACACCAAGGUGGCAGAGGAGAGGCCUGAGCUCCGGCUCGAUGUGCAGCUCCUGCCAGAGAAGAUUACCCCUGAGCUGGUUCGGGAUAUGAAUUCCAAGCCCGGUCUGCUCGCGGUCGACAUGGAGGAGGAAGUCGAUCCCAAAACUGGAAAGAAGACGCUCAAGGGCCGACCAUUCGUCGUGCCAGGAGGUCGCUUCAACGAGCUUUACGGCUGGGACAGCUACAUGGAGUCUCUGGGUCUGCUGGUGCACGACAAGGUCGACUUGGCCAAGUCUAUGGUACAGAACUUUUGCUUUUGCAUCAAGCACUACGGCAAAAUUCUCAAUGCCACCCGAUCCUACUACCUCUGCCGGUCACAACCUCCUUUCCUGACCGACAUGGCGCUCCGGGUGUACGACAAGAUCAAGCACGAGCCAGGUGCUCUGGAGUUCCUCCGGACGUCUAUCUUGGCCGCCAUCAAGGAGUAUCACAGCGUAUGGGUGGCUGAGCCGCGUUUAGACCCCGUCACAGGUCUUUCACGGUACAGGCCCGAGGGUCUUGGUGUUCCUCCUGAGACGGAGGCUGGCCAUUUCGUUCAUAUUUUGGAGCCCUACGUCGAGAAACAUGGCUGCACCUUUGAGGAGUUUGUUGAGGGGUACAACAAUGGCAAGAUCAAGGAACCCGAGCUCGACAACUACUUUAUGCACGAUCGUGCUGUCCGUGAGUCGGGCCACGAUACGACUUACCGUUUUGAGGGUUGCUGUGCCGACCUCGCCACGAUCGACUUGAACUCUCUCCUCUUCAAAUACGAAACGGACAUUGCGCGCACCAUCCGAAAUGUGUUCCACGACAAGCUUGUCAUUCCUGCUGAGUAUUGCGUGGGCAAUAUGGAGCCCAACCACGUCGAGGCGUCUGCUAUCUGGGACCGCCGCGCCAAGCGGAGAAAGUUGGCCAUUGACAAGUACCUUUGGAACGAGCAGGAGGGUAUGUACUUUGACUACGACACUGCGAACCGCAAGCAGUGCUCGUACGAAAGCGCAACGACCUUUUGGGCACUGUGGGCUGGUGUUGCCAGCCCCAAGCAGGCCGCAGCCAUGGUCACCAAAGCCCUUCCCAAGUUCGAGGCUGUGGGUGGGUUGCUGUCCGGUACUGAGGAGAGUCGUGGUGAGAUUGGCCUGGAGCGACCUAACAGACAAUGGGAUUAUCCGUAUGGCUGGGCGCCACAGCAGAUUUUGGCGUGGACGGGGUUGUAUCGGUACAGCUUCACAGAAGAGGCCGAGAGACUGGCGUACAAGUGGCUGUUCAUGAUUACAAAGGCGUUUGUUGACUUCAAUGGGGUGGUGGUGGAGAAGUACGAUGUGACAAGGCCUAUUGAUCCGCACAGAGUGGACGCCGAGUAUGGAAAUCAGGGGCUGGACUUUAAGGGUGUUGCCAAGGAGGGAUUUGGCUGGGUCAACGCGAGUUAUGUGUACGGCCUACAGAUUGUCAAUGCUCACAUGCGGAGAGCCCUGGGAACGCUCACGCCGUAUGAGACUUUUAUCAGGGCCGUGGAGGAGAAUAGGGCAAAAGCAUUGGCGGAGUUGGUGUAA